AGAGGGAGAGAGGGAGAGAGGGAGAGAGGGGGAGAGGGGGAGAGAGGGGAAGAUACAUUAACAUAGAUGACAUAGGAAGAGGAACUGAAUAGGGAAAACGAAAGACCCAGGACUGAGAGUGCAGCGCUUGUAGACAGUUUGAGACACACACAGUGAGGCUGUAGGACGAGAUCAUGUCUUUAAGGUAGAGCGGAGAUGCCUUAUCCAGUCAAUGAGACUGUGAAAUACUGCGAAACGACAUCAUGAGGGCCUUACAGAUAAUGGUUUUAUUAUGCUUCUCACUGGUCGUAGCCUCCCAAAGUACGGAUAUCCCUCUAGAAGCUGCUUUGCUGUUGCGUGGAGAACCAAUGGGAUUCAGGGCACACAUCCGCAGUGAGAGAUACGUGGAGGAUGUCUUGUGUGCUGGGGAUGAGUACAAACACCCCAGAUCUCAGCACUGCUGCAAAAAAUGUUUAAGUGGAUUCCGAAAGGUCUCUGAUUGUCCUGAAAAGGAGAAAGUCACCGAAUGUGCACCGUGCGCCGAAGGGCAAUUUACAGACAACCCCAAUUAUGCCAAGAAGUGCAAACAAUGCUCUCAGUGUGUACUAUCAUACGGGCAAAUAUUGAUAUCCAACUGUACUCGGAAUAGGAAUACGGAGUGCGGUUGCCCACACGGCCAGUAUCAGGUCAAAGUCGCAGACAAUUUCAUAUGUCAAAACUGCAGCCAAUGUGACAAUGGAAAAGAAACUAUCCCAUGCCGCGGAUAUAGCGAUACUGUGUGCGCUUGCAAAUUUGGCUUCUAUAUUGAUCACUCAGAGAACAAAUGCCAGCCGUGCAACAUGUGUACAACUACAGAUUGUCAAGAUCACUGCCCUCCAACCGAAACUAUCAAGAAUCCUGAUGAGAACAAGACUAUUACACUCUAUGUGGUUUCUGGAGCAGCAUGCAUGCUGCUUAUCGCCUUUGUGUUGGGCGCCAUUCACAUGCACAAGAAACGCACUCAGUCCAGCCCAUCACCCUGCGGCGGACUUCCACUACUCAGGAUCUUUGAUGAUUUGAAACCCCAGAAAAGCAGCAUUACUGGUAUGACCACUACACCGGAAACCUCGAUUCACUCUAUCACACAGGCACAUGGAGAAUAUGGGUUGUCAACUGUACUGAACAGUCAGAUUCUGGAUACUCAAGUGACAAUUCCGUUACUCGAGUUGCCGGACAUCACACUAUCAGCACGGGCUCAGCAGAUCCAAAGCACGGCAGAGUUUUACAGAGUCAUUGAUAGCGUGCCAGUAUUACGCUGGAAGGAAUUUGUUAGACGACUGGGCCUCAGCGACAAUAUCAUAGACACUUGCGAACACGAGAACAAGCAUCUUCGAGACGCACAGUAUGCCAUGCUCAGUAAAUGGAGCCUACAGGUUGGGCCCUCAGGAGCCACUAAAGAUGUUGUCAUUGGAGUAUUACGAGACAUGGACCUCGCAGGGUCCAUAGAAAGAAUCCUGGAGGGAUAAUAAUUGACUUAUUGAAGUUUUUUGGUUUUUUUUAAAUGUACAUUGUGCUCACAAGUCAUGUAUUUCAUUUUUGUAUCUCUCAACUUCCCCAUAGUCCAAAGGACAAAAUAGAGAAGUAUGUUUGUACAGGAACCAAAACCAACUAGGCAUAUCUCAGACUCUUGCAUUGACUCUUAUUAGGAUUAUAAAUAUUUAUACUGUUUAUACUGUAUUUUCACUAAACACACCACAAUGUAUUGCCGUGUUGGCUGAAGGUCGCAGAUCACCAUCCAGUGAUUCAAUAAGAGGACUUCCUUCUCGUGUAGAAUGAACAUUUUCUCGGUUGUUAAAACAAAAUGGCCAAUUGCAAAAUGUAAAAGUGCAAGUUUGUUUAUAUUGCUCAGGAUAAUCUACAGCACAGGGUUUUUACUGUAUAAAUUAAAAAGAAUUACACAAUGAUUUAUUCCCUGAUAUUAAUCUGCGCUGUGGUGUAACUUGAAGAAAUUACACUGUUGAGGAUUAAGGAUCUGUGAGUCUCGUUUGCGGCCAAAUGUAUAUGUUUAUGGAUGUAAUUUAUUUAAAAAAAAAAAAAAGAUUUUCAGGGUUGAGUAAUGAGAUCCAUGCAUUCCCUAUAUUUUAGAGAAAGUCAUUUACAAUACUUUAAGUUACAAUGUAAUAUUUUAUGUUUCUGAAUCACAGUUGAUAAGCUUGCCAAUCAUGCAUCAUUACUUUAUUAGAAGAUUUGUAUAUAUAAUGUACAUAAAAAAAUAUAGGGAAAGGCAAUUACAUGUACGCAAAUGCUUGUAAAUAAAGAACUAUAGUUUUACAGGAUAUAUAUAUUUUUUUUACAAGAUUCUUCUUUUAGGGUAGGCAUUUCAGUGUAGCUAGAACAGUACAUUUUGUGGGUCAUUUGUUUGCCGUCUCAGA
This is a messenger RNA of Pelobates fuscus (common spadefoot toad), 2390 nucleotides long. Its product is annotated as tumor necrosis factor receptor superfamily member 1A-like. Gene Ontology annotation, molecular function: tumor necrosis factor receptor activity; tumor necrosis factor binding. Lineage: Eukaryota; Metazoa; Chordata; Amphibia; Anura; Pelobatidae. Gene Ontology annotation, biological process: signal transduction; apoptotic process; immune response. The record is from RefSeq and is a predicted model, not a curated record. Gene Ontology annotation, cellular component: signaling receptor complex; membrane raft. The transcript is spliced from 11 exons. Bases 243 to 1484 code for a protein of 413 amino acids.